GCGUACUGAAUAAAAUAGAAAAUGUCAAUAAAUUAUCUCUCUUUAUAUGUUUUAAACAGAACAAGGAAGUGUAAGCUACAUUACAAUUCCUUAGAAAACAAGAUAUAUUUUUGUUGACAUUGACUUCAUAAACUGUCUUCAAAAAACAGGAAUAGAAAAAAUCAAAGUGUUUCUUUUCGACCAAUGUUUCUAUGGAAGUGUCUGGAAGAAGGGACAGAAAGGGAGAUUUCACGUCAUCCCUUUCCCGUAGUUCUGAUGAUGCAGACCAGAUAUACUGUCUACCGUGUAAACAAGAUGGAUCUUGGGUACCAGCCUACGGAUACUGCAAGGACUGCGCAAAACAUCUGUGUGAAACAUGCUACAAGAGUCACAGGACACCAGCACCAUGUAGGAACCAUAUCCUCCUAGGCAAGACAAAAAUGCCAAAUACCUUAAGUCCAGGUACUACUUAUCUAGACUUAACAGAAACAUGUGAUCAACAUCAUGGUAAAGCCAUAGAAUAUUUUUGCAAGGAUCAUGAAUCCUUAGGCUGCAGUCAAUGUAUGACGAUGAGCCACAUAAAUUGCAAACUAGACUACAUUCCAGAUGUUUCCAAGAACUACACAGCAAGCUCUCAGUACCAGUGUCUUCUAAAAUCAUUGCAAAUUUUACAUGCAAAUUUGAAAGCAAUCAAAAUCUCAAUACAGAAGAAGAAACGCAUUCAAGAAAAUCAGGAUAGAAUUAAGGAAGACAUUAAAAAGUUUAGACAAGAAAUCAAAGCUACACUAGAUAAAUGGGAAGCUCAGCUCUACAAAGAUGUUGAUAGAGUCUUUUCCAGAGAAGAUCAGAGGACAGAUUCCACACUAUCUCAAUGCCACGAAAUGACAAUAAACAUUGAAACACAGCAAAGGAGCUUCAGGUCGCUCGAACAAGACCAGAAAUACAACAUGUUGUUCAUACAUGGCAUGAAAAAAGAAGAUUCAGGGUACACGAAAAUCGAACAAAAAUUGAUAGAAGAAACCAAGUUAAGAGUUACAUAUUUCAACCAAACCAGGCAAUCAAAAAUCUACUGAAGACAGAGGAUACACUAGGAACGUUAUUCAACACUGAGGAGGAGUCCAAACCUAAACAAUUACAAAGCCAGGCUGCAGACAAUAAAACAGCAUUAGCCAUGCGCAGUCAGUUGCAGCCAAGACAUCAUGCAAGCGUGUCCGCUUCUGACAUCUCUGUUACUCUAUUAGAUCAAAUUAAUGUUAAAACCGUCAGCGAUGAGCGUGGUUGCAGCAUAACAGGACUUGCAGUAACUGACACAGAUCGACUUGCUGUCGCUGACUACUAUAACCACACCAUUACGAUUAUUGAUGUGAAGCAGAAGACAAUUGUUUCUGAGCUGAAAAUGACAUCAAGACCAUGGGACGUAACAUUGUUACCAGAUGAAGAGCUUGCAGUUACACUUCCGCAUGAAAAUUCGAUACAAAUUUUGUCAUUUUCUAAUGGUUUAUCAAAAGUCAGGCAACUGACAAUGAAUGACGCAUGCUAUAGAUUAGCUUUUAUUGAGGGAAGCAUGAUAGUUGGGAUGAGAGGUGGAAAAGUAAAGAUAGUAAAAUCAGGGAACAUUUUGAAAACCCUGGUCUUUGGUGAAGCAGAUGAUGUCAGAUAUAUUACAGUAUGUCCAAAGUUAAGAUAUAUCUAUGCUUCAUCUGGUAGGAGUGUAACUCGUUUCAAUAUGUCCGGCGGAGCUGUAAGACGAUUUAUGCCUACAUUUGAAAGCCUAAGGACGCAAGAUGGACUAGCUGUAUUGAAAGAUGGUUCUAUAUUGGUAUGUGACGUUAGUAACAGAAGCAUUCACCUGAUUUCAGAAAAUAUGAAUUUCAGCAGGAUGAUAAUGAAGGAAAAAGAUGACCAUAUGAAACCGUUCUGUAUGGCGCUUGAUUAUGAAAAGAAGAAACUGUAUAUAGGUAGCGGCACUCGAUGCAACUACCUAAAUGUGUAUAGUCUAAAAUAAGGUAGCUCUUCGUCAUUCAAAGUUAAAGUAACUACAAUAGACUGAGACUGUUUUUGUAAUUGUAAUAUUCUAGAGAUCUGUCCUAUUGUAUGUAGUAUGGACAUUGUCCAUUGUUAUUAGUUUUUUAUCGACACCAAAACACUUAUCCUACAACAAUCAAGACAUAUACCAGUAUAUUACCAGGACUAGAACAUCAGGUAUUCAUAAGGAAGAGCAUUGUGCCAUAUACAUUACAUGUACCGAGAGCUACAUUACAUAGAACUUUUUUUUGCUAUUUUGCUAUGUUCACUUAACCGGGGCUGGAAUAACUACCGCAAGCAUUUACUACAGUUGUGUCACUAACUUAAUUUUGUUCUCUGUCACACAAAGUUUUUGGGAGUUUAUUUUUUUCUAAAACUAAUCCAUAUACCUCUCUUUCGUAUUAUCACUGAAUUUUUAUAUAGCAUACUCUAUGAUACAAUACUCUAUGUGCGUUUAUAUCUGUCUAUACAAUUCUAUUUUGAUCAGGCUUUGCUUAUCCGAUUUAUUAAUUAUUUUGUGAUUCGAGAUGAUUUAUUUCGACAUACAAGAUCAGGUUUCAGAAAAAUACGAUUAAAAUUUUGUUAGCAAAAAUAUUAAACAAGAGACCCAAAUCAUUCAAGACCGUCCAAGACAUGUCUAUAUUUCUAUGCUUCUAUACUCUCAAUAUUAGCUUCCCAUCCAUUUGAAAGAAAUGUAUAACAGAAUUGUUGACAAAAUCUAAUCUACGAAGCUAUGUAUACUGAUGUAUAAAUGAAGUAAAUCCUAUUUUCCUGUU
This is a messenger RNA of Mercenaria mercenaria, 2780 nucleotides long. RefSeq names its product transcription intermediary factor 1-beta-like. The transcript is spliced from 2 exons. The record is from RefSeq and is a predicted model, not a curated record. The coding region runs from base 192 to 1052 and encodes 286 amino acids. NCBI's taxonomy places the organism in Eukaryota, Metazoa, Mollusca, Bivalvia, Venerida, Veneridae.